AUGCACCGGAAAAUCUUGUACACUGUACCAGAUUUCCAUUACUGUCUCCUGGUGACGUUGCUUGACGGGCAUGUCACGCGGACCCGAGUGUCUGCAACCGGGUGGAAAAUCCCCGAGUGGCUGAUGCUGGACUUUGACCGUGCAAAGCCAUCAUCGCACAGCAUAUCCCAUCGCCAUGACACCGCCGGUUCACCGGCGGAAGCGCUGGAGUGCAAAGACCAAAACCGGGUGCUCAACUUGCAGGAUAAGACGCAUAAGGUGUGA
Messenger RNA from [Torrubiella] hemipterigena, 264 nucleotides. The record is from the annotation of a GenBank genome assembly. NCBI's taxonomy places the organism in Eukaryota, Fungi, Ascomycota, Sordariomycetes, Hypocreales, Clavicipitaceae.